Bacillus rossius redtenbacheri is the source of this 3809-nucleotide messenger RNA. Its product is annotated as nardilysin-like. The coding region runs from base 312 to 3671 and encodes 1119 amino acids. The transcript has 21 exons. Lineage: Eukaryota; Metazoa; Arthropoda; Insecta; Phasmatodea; Bacillidae. Gene Ontology annotation, biological process: proteolysis. The record is from RefSeq and is a predicted model, not a curated record. Gene Ontology annotation, molecular function: metalloendopeptidase activity; metal ion binding.
AUUCCACAAAAUCUUCUAAGAUGGGCAUGUAUCAACCUGGCCUUCUCUAGUCAAGUCUUCUCAACUUCCUUAAUUAUUAAUAUAAUUGUUGGUUGGAACUUGGCAGUUUGGUAUCUUUUUCUUUUAAAGUAGAAAUGGGAACGCGCCUAAUGUUGCUCAAAGAUGCUCAAUUGUUACUGUUUUAUUUUUGAGUAAAUAUUAUACACCUGUAUCCUAACCUUCACAAUAAGACGAAUACAGUUAGCUAAUUCUGGAAAUAUUUUUACUUGUUGGUUUGUACAAAUUAAGAUAAAUAUAAUUUCCUAUUAUGUAUGCAGGUAUUGAGCAUUUUAUCAUCAAAAAUUCGAAUUAAUUGGAAAUUAUGUUCACAGUUACGAUUUAAUUGUUGUCAGGGAACUCUAGCUAAUCAGUCACCACUGUUUCUUGAUUUAAAAUAUAAAUUAAAUUUUCGCGUAAAGAUGAGAACUCCAUUACCUUCUCAGGUUAACGUUCAAGUAAGACAAAUCUUUGGUGCCCCACGAAAGUCUUUGUUCGACGAAAAGGAAUACAAAGUCUUGAAGCUGGAGAAUGACUUAACAGUCCUUCUAAUAUCAGAUGUUGAAAACUUGGUGUCACUGAGUGGCGAUUCUGAUAGUAGUAAUGGCGAUAGCACAGACAGCAGUGAAAGUUCCAGUGAAAGUGACGAUGACGAGGAUGAUAGUGCUUCGUCGUCGGACAGCUCUCAAUCUUCGUCUGAAGAGGAAGCAGAAGAGAAAUUGGCAGCAGUCGGACUGUGCGUGGGCGUCGGCAGCUUCAACGACCCUCCGAAUAUCCUGGGCAUGGCCCAUUUCCUCGAGCACAUGGUGUUCAUGGGGAGUAAGAAGUACUCCGAAGAAAAUGAUUUUGACGCUUUCUUGACACACCGAGGCGGCUCGAGUAAUGCUUCCACCGACUAUGCCCACACCACGUUCAACUUCGAGUGCCAGGAGAAGCACUUGGAGAAGGCGAUGGACAGGUUCUCUCAGUUCUUCAUCGCCCCGCUCAUGAGGAAAGAAGCCAUGCAGCGGGAGAGAGAGGCGAUUGAGUCAGAGUUUCAGAUAGAGCUGCCGAUCGACGGGAACAGGAGGGAGCAGAUCUUGUGCAGUCUGGCCAAGCAGGGUCACCCCGUCAACAAGUUCUCGUGGGGGAACCUGAAGACCCUGCGGGACGGCGUGUCUGAUGACCAGUUGUACGCAGAGGCCCACAAGUUCCACGAGAAGCACUACUCCGCCCAUCACAUGACCUUGGCUGUUCAGGCUAGACUUCCUUUGUCAACCCUGGAGGAGUGGGUUGUCAAAUAUUUUUCAGCCAUACCCAACAAUAAACUACCACCAGAUGACUUCAAGCCAUUUUCUGAUGGCAUUUCAUUUGACACUCCCGAAUUCACCAAGUUAUAUAAGGUCGAGAGUGUGAAAGACAUUAAUAAGCUCUACAUAACUUGGGCUUUGCCAUCAUUCGUUCACAUGUAUCGUUCGAAGCCCCAUCAAGUCAUCUCCUCAGCACUAGGCUACGAAGGCAAAGGAAGUCUUAUUUCUUAUCUGCGCAAAAAAGUCUGGGCUCUGGACCUUGAAGCUGGCAACAGCGAGGAUGACUUUGAGCACAACUCAAUGUACUGUCUGUUCAACAUAUCCAUCGGGCUCACCACUGAAGGGGCCAAACACAUUCCACAGGUCGUGGAAGCGGUGUUUGGUUACUUGCAACUGAUGAAGCAGUCAGGCCCAAAUGAAAGGUUUUUUGAAGAAAUAAGGUUGAUUGCCGAGAUAGGCUUCUUGAACGAGGAUGAAGCAUCAGCUUGGGAUUUCACUGAAGAACUCUGUGAAAACAUGCAUUUCUAUCCUCCUGAAGAGUACAUUGCAGGGCCGUAUCUCUUCUAUGAAUACGAUCCACAGGCAAUUACAGAUUGCCUGGCACGACUGUCACCAGACAAAAUAAAUGUGAUGAUAUUUAGAAGAGAUGAUGAUGUGGUUUAUGACAGAACAGAACCGUGGUUCAACACAAGUUAUAAUGUGUCUGACGUCCCGGAGGAGUGGCUGAGCGCGUGGCGGGACGCCGCGCUGGACCCGGGCUUCUUCCUCCCCCCGCCCAACGUCUUCCUCCCCACGAGGUUCGACCGCCUGCCGCUCGCCGGCCCGGCACCCCCGCACCCCGUCAAGGUUCGCGACGACGUGACGAUGGAGGUGUGGCACAAGCAGGACACCAAGUUCAAGCAGCCCACCGCCUACUACUGUUUCAACUUCAUAUCCCCCCUCAUGAUGGAGUCCGUCCACAACUGGGUGAUGUUCGACCUGUACUGCAGCCUGCUGAAUCAGCAGGUGGCGGAGGCUUGCUACCCAGCCAUCGCAGCUCACCUUCAGUACUCCAUCAGGGUGGGGGACACCGGCAUCAUCGUCAUGGUGAACGGCUUCAACGAUAAGCUGCAGUUGUUGUUGAAGACCAUUGUGGAGCACAUGAGUAGGUUUGAAGAGAACUUGACCCAGGAGAUGUUUGAUGCGCUAAAGGAACAUGAAAAAAGGAGCUACUACAACAGCUUCAUGAAGCCAAAGCGCCUUGUCAGGGACUUGCGAUUGGCCAUUCUUCUUCAGAAGCAUUGGACGUACGUGGACAAGCAUGCUGCAUACGAGAAGAUAGAUGUGGACAUGCUGAAAGACUUAUCUCGGCAGAUCCUGCAGCAUCUGUACGUCCAGUGUCUCAUUCAAGGCAACGUGACGAAAGAGGAAGCCCUGAGUGCCUGUGAUGCCGUGGUCAAGACUUUGAAAUGUGGGCCACCUCUGCCAAGCACGCUGCCUCAAAUAAAGGUGCUGAAAAUCCCGGAGGGAGAACAUUUUUGCCGUAUUAGCUCCUUCAACCACCAAGACCCAAACAGUUUCAUAAUCAACUACUACCAGAGUGGGCCGGGUACUAUUAAGAGCUCGUGCAUCUUGGAGCUUAUCGUGAAAUUAAUGGAGGAGCCAGUUUUCAACACACUGCGCACUAAAGAGCAGCUUGGAUACGAUGUUUGUUGCGAAGUCAGAGACACUUAUGGGAUACUGGGAUUUACAGUUGCCGUUAACUCGCAAGCUGAUAAACACAGUGUUGAUCACGUUGAUGAGCGAAUUGAGGCAUUUCUGAAGAGAUUCGUUAACAUGCUCAGAGAUUUGUCGAGCAGCGACCUGGAAGAAGUGCGACAUUCUCUCAUCAACCUGAAGCAAUGCAGAGACCUGCAUCUGAAGGAGGAAGUCGGCAGGAAUUGGCAAGAGAUUCUCAACAACACGUAUUUGUUUGAUAGAAUGUCCCGAGAGGUAAAAGCUCUGGAGACUAUCAGCCUUGAAGAGCUGCAGAAGUGGUUAAAAGACCACAUUUCUUCCAGCAGUAGCUCCAACUUCCGCAAGUUAUCUGUCCAGGUGGUGGGACACACCACACCUGACAAGGACUCGGGGGGCAGGGAUUCAGACGAGAGUCACGCGAGAGUCCACAGGCAUGCCAGAGUCCACGGCUCACCACGCAUCAAUAGGCGGCGGCCCAGUCAAUUACAGAUGCAUAAUGCCCAUGCAGUGGAUUUUUCAUUGAAAUUUAUAACAACCUCGGAUAAGAAAUCCCCAGAGAGUUUUAUUUCAGACAUAGGCAUAUUUAAGGACAAACUAACUAUAUAUCCCCAUAACAAGAUUGUUGAUUAGUAUUAGUGCUUAAAUUAAAAAAAAAUUAAGUUCACAAUUGCCUGCUCACAAAUUGUUGGUUUUGUAUGUGAAAUACAGUUUGUUAUAUUUCACUAUAUUAUGUAUGUGUAAGAUUUUUUAAUAUAAAUGCUUGGCUUA